GGAUAGGCGGAGCUUUGGCUGUUUGAUUUCAACCACCAAUCAGCGAUGAUAGCAAAUCGCGGUUUCUUUAAGUUUGUUGUUUGCUCACCUAAUGAAGAAAGGCGCAUUCAAAAUUGAAUAUAAAACUAUCGAUCACAAGGGGUGUGUUUUGAUGAAAGGGGCAAGUAUUCAGCGAACAUUUUGGUUUAGCCAUUGUGUAUUAAUAUCACUUUCACCCUUUUAAUUCCAAAGGCGAUACAAAAGGCGUGAAAAAUGCCGAUGGUAUUGCGCCCUAGAAAAUCAAUGUACCGCAGUGAUGGCGACGAGGAGAUGCAUAUAACAACAACAGAAACGAGGCAGUCGUCCCGCCUGCAAGAGAGACCCACGUAUACGGAGUCAGACGACGCGGACUCGGACGCUGUGCAGAGCCAAGUGAUGGAGAGACUGCAGUCUGAUGAGGAAGAAGAGGAAACUGUGGAGGAGACAGAAACGGAAGUGAAGCAGUGCAGUGUUGUGCUGGACCGUCUCCAUGUUCAUGAUAAGGCUUCCAAAAGAGAACCCGAAGAGAGAGAUGACAUUACCCGCAAAAGUGCAAAGCCUGCUUCCCGCAUCCCGACUUUCCAUAAGCGGCCUGGCACUGUGAGCGCAGAGGUGCCUGUGUCCAAAAAAGAGCUUCUGCUCCCAGUAAUUCAGCCUGCUGAGAAGCCCACUAGUGUCUUUGUGGACACAUCCAAGUCCAAACUACCUGAUGUUCGAGAAAAAGCUCAUCCCCAGGCAUCAGGCCGCAUCCCCAGACUUGGCGUUGAGGCACCCACAGAACAAACAGCUGUGGGGUCUACACCCAAAUCAUCCAUGUUGUCUGAGGGGGUGCAGCAUGGUCUUUUCACGGCGAGCCCCAGGCCUGCCCUGAGAGCAGAGGAGGGCCUCUAUCAAGACCAAUCCCAAAGCCAGUGCAGCAAAUCCAGAGAGACUGAUGGCCUCUUAGGUCAGCUUCCAUGUGUGGACUACCUCAACCUAAAUAAUCCUCAGGAAGAUAUACCACAAAGGCCUUAUGUCGGGACCGAGGGAAAUAUUUCCCCGACCAGCACAGAGUCCACAGAGGACGCUUGCGUGCCUGAUGUUAGCCACACAGAAGCUAUUGUGAAUGAACAACCACCGUGGGAACAUCCACACACACCAGAGGCAGACGACUUGAGGUCUUCGUCGGAUGUCGACAGCGAGGAUGAAUUUGCGAUAGAUGAUUCCGGAGACGCAAAAGACCACAAUGAGCUGCACGUAACGACCUGGACAGAAGCUGAGGAUGUCUCACAGGAAGAAGUAGACGAUGACGAGGCAGUCUGCCUCGCAGCAGCAGAGAAGCCUGUCGCCGCUUCAUCCAUCAAGCCAACAAAAGGAUCAGGAUGUCCUAGCUUCGCCCUCUGCUUCUUGCUGCCGGCUACUCUGCUGCUGCUUGGGAUGCACGCUUGGCACUUUGGCCUUCCCACGUCCGUCAGCCAGCUUGCUGCUCAGAUGGAGCUGCACUGGCUGGAGGGUGUGGGCCUCAUGGCAGAACCAUGUAGCAGGGAUUGUCGAGUUCAUCUGGUGGAGAGCAUACCCGUGGGUCUGUACCCAUCCAGCCCAUUACCGCAACAGAGCACAGCCACCAGCUGGCUCAGGCUGCUGGACAAGGCCAACAGCUCAGUCAGCAUCGCCGCUUUCUACGUGUCACUGCGGAGCAGCCAAGUGGAGUUUGCUCCCCUGGACACUCAGGGCAGGAGGGUCUUUGAGCGGCUUAAGCAACUCCUUUCCAAAGACGUGAAGCUCCGCAUGGUUGUUAACAGCCCUCAGAUUGUGAGUCAAGACACCGGGGAGCUGGCUGCAGCAGGUGCAAACAUCAAAGAGUUGGAUCUGAAGUCUUUAACUGGAGGCAUCGUCCACACCAAGAUGUUGGUGGUGGAUCAGAAGCACCUCUACUUGGGUAGCGCCAACAUGGAUUGGCGCUCUUUAAGUCAGGUGAAAGAGGUGGGCUUGGUAGUGGAGGACUGCAGCUGCCUGGCUCAAGACGCCUCUCGUAUCUUUGAGCUGUACGCGAGCCUCAAUGGUUCCUUGCCACCAUAUUGGCCUGCUCGCUUUACUGCCCUGUCCAGCUCGCAGCAUCCUUUGCAUGUCAACUUCAAUAGAGUCGCUGCCCAAGUCUAUUUAUCUAGCUCUCCCCCACAGAUCUCAGCCCGUGGACGCUCUGACGAUCUCACCACCAUCCUGUCCGUCAUUGAUGAUGCUGAGAAAUUCAUCUUCAUCUCCGUUAUGGACUAUCUUCCUUUGUCAGAGUUCACCAAACCACUCAGGUUCUGGCCCGCCAUUGACUCAGCCGUGCGUGCGGCAGCCUGCGCUAGAGGCGUGAAUGUGCGCCUCCUGGUUAGCUGCUGGGAGAACUCGCCUGCCGCCAUGUUCAUAUUCCUGCAGUCGCUGGUGGUGCUCAACAGGCCUCCACUUAAAUGUAACAUUGAAGUGAAAAUCUUCACAGUCUCUUCAACCGCGGAGCAGAUGAAGAUCCCUUUCGCUCGAGUCAACCACGCCAAGUACAUGGUGACAGACAGAGUCCUCUACAUCGGCACAUCCAACUGGUCUGAGGCGUACUUCACUGAGGUGGCUGGAGUGGGCUUGGUGGUGAACCAGACGGACUCGGAGGUGCAAGAAGGACAGCAGACGCUACAGAGCCAAGCAGAAGCGCUCUUCCUCAGAGACUGGAGGUCCCAUUACGCCAGCUCACUCUCGGUCGCCGACGUCAGGGUGUGUCCUCGCAGGCCACACUGAAUUAUCUCGCUCGCUGCCUUUCCAACGUCUUCUCUUUGCAGACCUGCCAACAUGCACGCAUUUUGACCUGAAUACGCUCUGCUGCUCUCCAGGUUCGCAUUUUGUUGCAUUUCACUGGAUUCAGCAUCGAAUUCAAACCUGGAUAAAGGUCCUGUGUUGAGGCAUGCUACACCAGCUCGCUCCUCCCCCUACAAACACUCGUGUAGCAUGAUGUAAACGUCCAAAAACAACAUAACCUCGUAUACGACAUUGUGGAAAAUUCUUUCCUGUGUUUAUACAACUCGUUCAGACAUAUGCAGCCCACUCUACAGCGAACGCUUUCUCCGAUUUCAAAUUAAGAUUUGCAGUAAAAGUGUCUGUUGUAACACAUCGAUUAGUUCCAGCUGCAAUAACACGUUCCUUCUCUCUUUAAUUACUAAUGUUCACUCACAAUGAGGAGCUAACAAGCUAAAUAGUAGAGAGUUGUGGUUGCUGUAUGAGCAGGGGUAUCCAAAAUACCGCCGAGGGGGCACUUGCGUCCCGUGGCUCAUUGUAAAAAAAUUUUAAAAAUUAAAAAAUGGGGGAAAAAAGUGCAAAAGACACAAUACAAUAAGGUUGAACUGUUGAUAGGAAUAAAUAAUAGAAAGCUUUGUCUUUUAGUAUAUCUAAAUAUAAAUAUAGUUGACUUUUUUUUUUCAAAAAUAUUGAAGUGGCCCCCGAUUAGGGGUGAUGAAAAUGUCUGAAGGGGGCCUAUUCCGCUUUUUCUCUUUUCUGACCUAUAAAUGUUGUUGCAAUGUUGUAUUCUCGUGUUUAAACGAUGACAACACGUCAGAUAAUGAGGUUUGCGUAUUUGGAAGUAAGCCUAGAAAGCAGUUUUGGACGGCUCUGCACGCUGUUGUUUUACAGUGUUAUUUUUAACACUGAGGUCUACUGACGUCAACGCAACGCGGACUUCCUUUUAUUGGCAUGCCCAGCCAUGCCUGCUCACCAUAUUAGCACGUCGAGCAAUGGCUCCCAGGACAGGUUUGUUCAGGUGUGCCUAAAGAGGCAAGCGUCAGGCAGAAGUGGUUGAGUUGCCGAUUUCCCAGCCAGCAAGAUUCAACGGCAUUUCACACGGGACUGUUUUGUGAACGUGGGCCAAAACGAAGCUGGACUAUCCGCCAAACUGUUGCUGAAGUCCGACGCCUUUCUAACUUUGUCGUGUUGAAGAGUCAGAAGAGCAAGCUGUCAGUAACAAUUUAUCAGUGUCCUGUGUUUGUGUAAGUAAUCUGACAAAAGGGGUUCAGCAGCUGUCCGUAAGUCCUCUGGAGCAAUUGGGAGUGUGACCAAUCACUGCGGAGUCGGCUCGGCGGGAUGCGUACCGGGCCGAGAGUAGAGUAAAUUACAGACCUUUUGGGCGGGAGGCAGGAAACACUGCAGGAAGAGGUGCAGAGUCUGGAAGAUUUAGAAAGCGUUCUGUGUGGGGUAUCGUGUGUGGCUGCUCUACAGGAGUCCAGAACUCAAUACAAAGGCCAGAAAAUUAGCAUAAUAGGUCCCCUUCAAAAGAUUGGCAAGUGUGUCUUUGCGAUAUCAGCUUGCUGACUUGCUUUUUUUAUUGCAAUUGCAAUUUUUUGUGUGCUGGCAAUGCGUGUGUGUAUAUUUGCCAUUUUAUGACUGCUUUUGAAAUCUUAUUUUUAUACAGUUUUUGGUGAGUGCUAUUGAACUAUCUGAUUUGUACAUUUUGGUUUUUUUCUCUUUCUUGGAGCAAUUUGUGUAUGUUCAGCACUGAAUCCUCAAUCAGUAUAUGCUUCCAAAGACCCGUAACGUGGAACAAAACAUCCUCAAUUUUCACAACUGGAAACUGUCAUUGCUAUCAUUAACGUACGUGUUUUAUCGUGCAGUUGUGCUCAAAUAAAGGACUGUUUGACACCUUUUAGGCUGACAAUGGUGUUUGUAGAGCCUGCUGUGUCUAAUAUCUUGCUUAAACACUUAAAUGUAGACUUUGAAAACACUGCAGGAAUUGAUGCUUGCCCUGAUCCAUACAGGCGUACGGAGGCUAAGCUACUGGGUUUCAUUUUGAAUUUCCAGAAAAGAUGGAUCAGC
This is a messenger RNA of Dunckerocampus dactyliophorus (ringed pipefish), 4833 nucleotides long. It is a transcript of the gene pld7, whose product is annotated as phospholipase D family, member 7. Gene Ontology annotation, molecular function: catalytic activity. Lineage: Eukaryota; Metazoa; Chordata; Actinopteri; Syngnathiformes; Syngnathidae. The record is from RefSeq and is a predicted model, not a curated record. The transcript has 12 exons. Bases 253 to 2772 code for a protein of 839 amino acids.